Molecule: messenger RNA, 5438 nt
Organism: Centrocercus urophasianus (Greater sage-grouse)
Lineage: Eukaryota; Metazoa; Chordata; Aves; Galliformes; Phasianidae
Gene: PLCL1
Product: phospholipase C like 1 (inactive)
Exons: 6
Coding region: 19-3099 (1026 amino acids)
Biological process (GO): intracellular signal transduction; lipid metabolic process
Molecular function (GO): phosphatidylinositol-4,5-bisphosphate phospholipase C activity
Source: RefSeq, a predicted model, not a curated record
GUGGAGUGAAGGGGAAGAAUGAAAAUAAUGUCUGGAAAAUCAAUGGAGCAGGAUCCUUCAAACCAGAAAUGUGGAAGAAAGAAAACAGUGUCCUUCAGCAGCAUGCCAUCAGAGAAGAAAAUAAGCAGCGCUAGUGACUGUAUCAGCUUUAUGCAGGCUGGGUGUGAACUGAAGAAAGUUCGUCCAAAUUCCCGGAUUUAUAACCGUUUUUUUACUUUGGAUCCUGAUCUGCAGGCUCUUCGUUGGGAGCCUUCCAAAAAGGACCUUGAGAAAGCCAAGCUCGAUAUUUCUGCUAUAAAAGAAAUCAGGCUAGGGAAGAACACAGAAACGUUCAGGAAUAACGGACUUGCAGAUCAGAUUUCUGAGGACUGCGCGCUGUCGGUAAUUCACGGUGAGAACUAUGAGUCCCUCGACCUGGUUGCCAAUUCAGCUGACGUGGCCAAUAUUUGGGUAUCGGGAUUAAGGUACUUGGUUUCUCGUAGCAAACAACCCCUGGAUUUGAUGGAAAGCAGCCAUAAUACUCCACGGUUUGCCUGGCUGAAAACUGUCUUUGAAGCAGCAGACGUUGACGGUAAUGGCAUAAUGUUAGAAGAUACAUCUGUGGAACUAAUAAAGAAGCUUAACCCCACCUUAAAGGAAUCAAAAAUUAGAUUAAAAUUCAAGGAAAUCCAGAAGAGCAAAGAGAAACUGACAACACGAGUAACAGAAGAGGAAUUUUACGAAGCAUUCUGCGAACUUUGCACCAGACCUGAAGUUUAUUUCUUACUUGUGCAGAUAUCUAAAAACAAAGAGUAUCUAGAUGCCAAUGACCUCAUGCUGUUUUUAGAGGCUGAGCAAGGAGUGACCCACAUAACGGAAGAAAUGUGUCUAGAUAUUAUACGCAGAUAUGAGCUUUCUCAAGAAGGACGUUUGAAAGGUUUUCUUGCAAUUGAUGGAUUUACUCAAUACUUGCUGUCCCCAGAAUGUGAUAUUUUUGAUCCCGAGCACAAAAAGAUUGUCCAAGACAUGACACAGCCCUUGUCGCAUUACUACAUCAAUGCAUCCCACAACACAUAUCUAAUUGAAGACCAGCUCAGAGGGCCAGCUGAUAUCAAUGGUUACGUCAGAGCUUUAAAAAUGAGUUGUCGGAGUAUUGAACUAGAUGUCUGUGAUGGCCCAGAUAAUGAGCCCAUUAUUUGUAACCGUAACAACAUGACAUCGCCACUUUCAUUUCAAAAUGUUAUCGAGGUGAUAAACAAAUUGGCAUUCUUUGCAUCAGAAUACCCCCUUAUUCUAUGCUUGGGGAACCACUGCUCCGUACAACAGCAGAAGGUUGUGGUACAACACAUGAAAAGGAUCUUUGGAAACAAACUCUACACGGAGACACCUUUAUCUUCAGAAGCCUACCUCCCGUCACCUGAGAAACUGAAAAUGAAGAUCAUUGUAAAGGGGAAGAAGCUGCCCUGCGACCAGGAUAUACUAGAAGGGGAAGUCACAGAUGAAGAUGAAGAGGCUGAAAUAUCCCGGAGACUUUCAGAAGACUUCUCAAGGGAACCAAAGCUGAUCUGGCUGUGCAGGGAGUUAUCUGACUUGGUGUCUCUAUGCAAAUCUGUCCAGUACAAAGAUUUUGAGACGUCCAUGAAAGCUCAAAAUUACUGGGAGAUCUGCUCCUUCAGUGAAGCAGAAGCCAGUCGAAUUGCAAAUGAAUACCCUGAGGAUUUUGUCAACUACAACAAAAAGUUUCUUUCCAGGGUGUACCCCAGUGCUAUGAGGAUAGACUCCAGUAAUUUAAAUCCUCAAGAUUUUUGGAAUUGUGGUUGUCAGAUAGUGGCAAUGAACUAUCAGACUCCAGGGCCCAUGAUGGACCUGCACACUGGCUGGUUUCUACAGAAUGGUGGAUGCGGGUAUGUUCUCAGGCCUUCAGUAAUGCGUGAAGAAGUGUCUUAUUUCAGUGCAAAUACAAAGGGCAUUGUUCCGGGAGUCUCUCCCCAAGUUCUACAUGUCAAAAUAAUCAGUGGGCAGAACUUUCCAAAACCCAAAGGUGCGUGUGCAAAAGGGGAUGUCAUUGAUCCCUACGUUUGUAUAGAAAUACAUGGGAUUCCUGCAGAUUGCACUGAACAAAGAACUAAAACCGUUCAGCAAAACAGUGAUAACCCAAUUUUUGAUGAGAGCUUUGAGUUCCAGAUCAAUCUACCAGAGUUGGCCAUGAUCCGUUUUGUUGUUUUGGACGAUGACUACAUCGGGGAUGAGUUCAUAGGCCAGUACACCAUCCCACUGGAGUGCCUGCAGCCUGGAUACAGGCACAUACCGCUGCGGUCUUUUGUUGGCGAUAUCAUGGAGCACGUUACGCUGUUUGUUCAUAUUGCAAUAACCAAUCGAAGUGGAGGUGGAAAGGCCCAAAAGCGCAGCCUCUCAGUGAGGAUAGGAAAGAAAGCAAGGGAGUACACCAUGCUGAGGAACACUGGGCUCAAGACUAUCGAUGACAUUUUUAAGUUGGCUGUGCAUCCACUACGAGAGGCCACCGACAUGAGAGAGAACAUGCAGAAUGCCAUAGUGUCAGUCAAAGAGCUGUGUGGGCUGCCACCCAUCGCAAGCCUGAAGCAGUGCAUCCUGACCCUGUCCUCGCGGCUCGUAAGCAGUGAGAAUGCUCCCUCUGUUACCCUCUGUAUGAAGGACGCGUUUCCUUACCUAGAGCCUCUGGGGACUGUGCCUGACGUGCAGAAAAAGGUUCUGGCUGCAUAUGACCUGAUGAUUCAAGAGAGCAGGGUUCUUAUUGAGACGGCAGACAUCACUCACGACAAGAUCGUUCAGUGUCAGAAAGCAGGGAUGGAAUUCCAUGAAGAGCUUCAUAACCUCGGGACAAAGGAAGGUUUGAAAGGAAGAAAAUUAAGCAAAGCCAUUGAAAGCUUUGCAUGGAAUAUCACAGUGCUGAAGGGCCAAGGAGACCUCCUGAAGAAUGCCAAGAAUGAAGCCCUGGAAAACAUGAAACAGAUCCAGCUGGCAUGCCUAUCCUGCGGACUGAGCAAAACUGGAAGUGGGCAUGCAGAUGCAAAGUCAAAACGGUGCCUAGAAGCGAUACAGGAGAAGGAUACAGGAGAUGAAAACGGGAGGCUGUGCUAGGAGGCAGAGCUGUCACGUUUGUCACAGAUUUCAAUAGCUCUAAACUAUUUUUUUAAAGCUUUUAAAAAUUCACACAGGAAUGCCCUGUACAGGGUGUUAAUAGUAUUAAAAUCCUCACAAUGUCAGUAUUUUAAUGCAGUUAAUUUAUCUAAGUUGAACUCCGGCAGUAAGAUUUCUAAUGAAACCCAGCUGUCUGUACGCAAGUGCGCAUGUGUGCAUAUGCAGAUCCUGUAGACCCGUUUUAUGCAUCACAUUAGUCAUUUACUAAUUUAUUCCUUUGUUGUCUUUGAAUAGGCCUGUUCCUUCUGAAGAUCAAAACAAAUAGAGAGUACUUGUAUCAGCUUUUGUGCUUUAUUUUACUCUCCAACUUCUAUCAUUGAACUUAAAAUUAUAUUAUUGUUACACUUUUGUUAAACAGACUAAAUAUGUCAACAAAUGUCAUUAACUACUGUUUUUGUGAGGGCAAAAACAAUGGUUUGCUGCAGAUCCUGAACAUGAUUUUUAAUGAACAAUUUAAAUAGGGAAUGUAUUAAAUGGUCAGAAUUGCUAAGUAGAUUGUGAUUAGAUUUCAGAUGUACAUUUCACUGAAUUUUAGCAAACUGCUCUUUGGGAUACAUCCAGAUAACACAUGUUAACAUGAGAACUAGCUGAUUUAUUUCAUUCUAGUACAUCAUUGUUACCUUGUAGAUCUGCAGAACAUCUACAGUCUUUUCUGAUAGGCAUUUAUAUUUAACUUGUAUAGUGAUGAACAUAGCUAGUCAGCGCUGUAGUUGUAAGGAGAGCUGUGAAUAUUCUUUGGUAAUACUCUGAAGGUGAGCUUCAGGUCCUUCUGAAACACACCGUGGUGCCAGUAUUGGAAGGAAGGUUUUAAAAAUCCCACAUAGUGUGAGCUUUAUUGAAGAAGUGCGAGAGGUCAGUGUAUGGGCAGGAUCUGGCCUUAGGUUGUGGUGGUCAAGAAUCAUACCAUGCUAGACAUUUGAAACAAGGCUGCAGAACUACUGUGGAUGCAGUAUAGAUAAAUAGCUUGGCAAAAAAAGGGGGUACCAGCAUUCAUAUGCAGCAGUUACAAGUGUCCUAGCAUGUAUCAAGUGUUUAGGGUAGUGCUGAGAAUUGGACAUCUUUUUGUGUUGCUGUAGAAAGAAAACAGAAAAUGUCACAAAGCAAUGCAUUCUUGUCCUUCCCAGUGUCCAGUUCAUAUAUGCUCACAACGUUCAUUUCAAUUGUUUAAGUACUGUGCUUGAGUGUAGUAUUUGUGUUACCUAAACAGGAGUAAGUGUUUUAUGGUUAUAAAAAAGACUAUAUUUAUUUAAAGCAUUGCUUUUAUUUUGAAAAGCUACUUUUUAAAUUAAUUUGAUUAACAAAUAUGCUAAUUUUCUGAACUUAACAAAAAGUAAUUGUUUAAAGUUUGACCAUUGGAGAAUCUUAUAUAGCUAUUGUGUUAAGUUAUUUUUGACUUCUUAAUAACACUAUUAUGUUCAUGUUGCACAUUUCUGAGAGAGUAAAGCUAUGAAACAACUUUGAGCCAUGUUUUUAAAGUGAUUUAAGACAGAAGGUAACCAGUGAGACUUGAAGUGGGUGUGUUGCUGGUGAGAGGAGAUCCUGCUCCAGCAGGAACCGUAUUAUUGCAAAGGUUGUAACUCAGAUGCUAUAAAUACCAUUUCAGUAAAACUUGCUGUACUUACUCAGAUGCAGUCCUAAAUUCUCUGUUUAUCUCUCUAUUAGACUGUGAGUGUAUUUAGCUUUCAGUUAGAUUUGUAGAGGAGUGUCUUGAGUUUCACGUGAGACGUAAAUCCCAGAUCAUGGCGUGACCAGUGCAUGGUCACAUGUUACCCUCCUGGAUCACCUUCUUUAUUUCAUCGUGGGUUGUGUUUUUAUGAAAAACAGUACUUGACCUUCAGCAUUAGUUAGGGAGGAUGGAAAUAACUGGCCUAAUGUCAUCAGUUGUGAAGGAAGCGGUCUUUGUAAUUUCUCUCAGAAGGUCAAGGUUGCUACAGAAUAGGAGAAAUGGGCAUACUUUCUGUGAUGAAGUUGCAGAGAGGUGUACCACCUGUUCUAUGCCUAUUUGCUGAAGCAGAAGAUGGUGGCUAGCGAGAAAUCCCACAGCAUGCAGGACACGUACCUGUCACGCCAUGUUUAACAUUCAUAUCAGGUCCUGCACUAAGCUCAUAACUGUGUGACAUUUUGUGCUUAAACACAAGGAUAAAACUCUGGACAGUCCUAUGCUGCUGAGGCCAGGUUGAUCCUGGCAUUGGCAGCUGCAGCCGUGCUCCCUCCAACAAGAAGAGAGAGGCCAGUGGCACCUUCCCUUCAUCUGUGCACCUUUCAAAGUCACUGGGAGA